Eucalyptus grandis is the source of this 1573-nucleotide messenger RNA. RefSeq names its product purple acid phosphatase. NCBI's taxonomy places the organism in Eukaryota, Viridiplantae, Streptophyta, Magnoliopsida, Myrtales, Myrtaceae. Gene Ontology annotation, molecular function: acid phosphatase activity; protein binding; metal ion binding. The record is from RefSeq and is a predicted model, not a curated record. The transcript has 8 exons. The coding region runs from base 5 to 1405 and encodes 466 amino acids.
AGUGAUGAGUUCGCACUCGUUCGCGCCUGGCUCAUCCGCCCUGGCGGUUCUUGCAUGCUUCCUGAGUGUUGCUGUGAUCUGCAAUGGAGGAACGACGAGUCCUUUCGUUAGGAAAAUUUGGCCGUCCGUGGACAUGCCUUUUGACAGUGAUGUCUUUGCUGCGCCUACCGGACAUAAUGCGCCCCAACAGGUUCACAUAACGCAAGGAGAUCACGUUGGCAAGGGAGUGAUCGUGUCGUGGGUGACUCCUCAUGAACCCGGCUCCAACAAAGUGCAUUACUGGAGCGAAAAGACCGGGAGGAAGAAGCACUCGGAGAACACUGUUGUCAAAACUUACAAGUACUACAACUACACUUCUGGUUACAUUCACCAUUGCACCAUCAAAGAUUUAGAGCCUGAUACGAAGUAUCACUACGUAGUCGGGUCUGGACACGUCCGGCGACAAUUCUGGUUUGUGACCCCUCCUGAAGUUGGCCCUGAUGUCCCGUACACUUUCGGUCUGAUCGGCGAUCUAGGUCAGACGCUUGAUUCGAAUGUGACCCUGACUCAUUAUCAGCAAAACCCGUACAAUCCAAAGUCAGUGUUGUUUGUCGGGGACCUGUCCUAUGCAGAUGAUCAUCCGCUGCACAACAAUUUGAGGUGGGACAGUUGGGGGAGGUUCGUCGAGAGAAGCGUGGCAUAUCAGCAUUGGAUCUGGGUUUCAGGAAAUCAUGAGAUUGAUUAUUGCCCUGAAAUUGGGGAAUAUACGCCAUUCAAACCGUAUUUGCACCGGUACGAAAUCCCAUACAGGGAGUCAAACAGCACCAGCCCUUUGUGGUACUCAAUAAAGAGAGCUUCUGCUUAUAUCAUAGUACUGUCUUCCUAUUCGGCAUAUGCUAUAUACACUCCUCAGUACGUAUGGCUUCAAGAAGAGCUGCCAAAAGUGAACCGGAGCGAGACGCCGUGGCUGAUCGUUCUCAUGCACACUCCAUGGUACAACAGCUACAAUUACCACUACAUGGAAGGAGAAUCCAUGAGAGUAGUUUUCGAGCCAUGGCUUGUUCAGUACAAGGUCGACGUCGUGUUUGCUGGUCAUGUGCACGCUUAUGAAAGAUCUGAACGCAUAUCGAACGUAGCAUACAACAUUACAAAUGGUCUGGCUACUCCCGUGUCUGAUCCGAACGCACCUGUCUACAUAACCAUUGGUGACGGAGGGAACAUAGAAGGCUUAGCUAAAAACAUGACAGAGCCACAGCCAGAGUACUCUGCUUUCCGCGAAGCAAGUUUCGGGCACGCCAUCUUUGACAUCAAGAACCGAACGCAUGCAUACUACAGCUGGAACCGCAACAAUGAUGGAAUUGCUGCAGAGGCCGAUUCUUUGUGGUUCCGCAACCGAUAUUGGGAUCCGGUCAAGGAAUCGAGCUGAUCUCCAUUCCGGGUUGGAUUGCCUUCUUAUGAUUGGAGUCACAUGGCGUCAAUUCCCCUAAAUAUUUGUUCAGCUCUCUCAUAUGUGAAUCACCAUCUCUUCCCGGCUAGCAUUUGUUAAGACUAAUCAGAGUGCUUUUUUCUCUAGUUAUUCAGAUUCCUAGUUUUU